AUGGAGGUGGCAGUGAGAGAAGCCGGGUUGUCACCGCAUAUUAAGUGUUUCGCGCACACACUGAAUCUCGCGUCGCAAUCAGGUUUAAAUGUUUCUCGCGUGAGUCGCCUGCUUGGUCGCGUGAGAAAAGUCGUGGCUUUCUUUCACCGCAGUGCCACAGCAACAGCUGUGCUCGCUGAAAAGCAAAAGAUGCUUGAGAUUGCAUCACAUAAGCUUAUCAUGGAUGUUGUAACACGUUGGAACAGCUCCAUGGAUAUGCUGGAACGCUAUCUCGAGCAACAAGCGGCUAUAACUGCAUCUCUCUUGAGCACAGAGGUGCGCAAAAAUGCCCGUCAACUUGAUACUCUGGAUAGCAACGACAUCACUGAUGCAGAAGAAAUAGUAACCCUUCUUAAACCUUUAAAAAAAGCCACCAGUGUUCUGUCUGAUGAAAAGAGCGCCACCCUGUCACUCAUUGUGCCCUUGAAAUCCAUGAUCGAGCAGAGCAUGACACUGGAUGAGAAGGACUCCACAACUAUAGCUAACAUGAAAGCAGCCAUCCUGCAAAACCUCUCAGGCAGAUACUCAGAAGUACACGAUUAUCUGCUAGAGAGCACUGCACUAGACCCCAGAUUUCGAUCGUUGCCCCAUCUGCUCCCUGAACAACGUGAAGAGGUUUUCCACAGGUUGAUGGACAAAUCAAACCAGUUACAGCAGGCUGGCACUGUGGAGCAAGCAGAUAAGAGGGAGGGAGGUGCCAGUGAUGGAGAUCCCACUGAUGCAGCAGAGAAGAGAGAGAUAACACAGAGAGUUGAGCAAGAGCAGCCACCACCUAGCAAAAAGACAGCACUGGAAGAUCUCCUUGGUGCAACAUUUGCUAAACCAACAGUCUCUCAGUCUAGAUGUAGGAUAGAAGUAGAGAUUGAAAUGUACAAAAAAGACACUUCUAUUCCCCUCACUAGCUGUCCACUGAAAUGGUGGAAAGAAAAUGCUCAAGCGUACCCACUUCUUUCCUCUCUUUCCAAGGCUUACCUAACAGUUCCAGCAACUUCUGUUCCCAGUGAACGUGUUUUUUCUACAGCAGGGGAUAUUGUGAAUGCUCAAAGAUCCCAGCUUCUGCCAGAAAAUGUAGAUAUGUUGGUUUUUCUGCAAAAAAACCUGUAGGUAAACUAAACAAACCUAGUGUCUAUGUUUGAACUUAUUUGAACAGAAAACCAUUGAACCUUUUUUUAUAUACUGCUUUCAGAAGUUCUGUCUUAGGUUUCUUAAUUCUAAGUUCAUGUUAAAUAAAAAAAAUUAAACAAAUCAGUGACAGACAGACCUAUUCAGUUGGUAAUUUGAGUACAGAAAGGUUUUUAUUAAACCUUGAAAUUUGAUAUUUUAUGUACAACACAGAAAGUUGUUGAAAUUUGUUUGUUUUUGAAAUAAAUCUGUUAUUUAAAUUUCAGUUUCAUUUUUUUAAAUUUUGUUCAAAAUAUCGUGAUAUGCAUCGUAUCGUGAACCCAGUAUCGAGAUACAUACCGUAUCGUGAC
This is a messenger RNA of Carassius gibelio (silver crucian carp), 1511 nucleotides long. Its product is annotated as zinc finger BED domain-containing protein 4-like. The transcript is spliced from 2 exons. Lineage: Eukaryota; Metazoa; Chordata; Actinopteri; Cypriniformes; Cyprinidae. The coding region runs from base 1 to 1143 and encodes 380 amino acids. The record is from RefSeq and is a predicted model, not a curated record. Gene Ontology annotation, molecular function: protein dimerization activity.